Messenger RNA from Nomia melanderi (Alkali bee), 11198 nucleotides. NCBI's taxonomy places the organism in Eukaryota, Metazoa, Arthropoda, Insecta, Hymenoptera, Halictidae. The record is from RefSeq and is a predicted model, not a curated record.
UCCAUCCACACGGCACACAGAGAGAAACAGACCGGGUGAAUGAGGGAGAGUGGAGGUGAGGCGGCUCAAACAGGCCCCGCUCAAACAACUGCUCUUGUGUGUUCAGCUCGUGGCUGUUGCGAGACGCCCGCGCCACGAUCGCCGCCGCGCACACCGUUGGCUUCUUCCUCUCGCAGUUCGGCCGCGUCGCGUCCACUCGUGCUGAACCGGAGAUCGACGAGUGUCCGAUCGAGCAGCCCGGUCGAUUGUUGCUCGUCGUUGAACGUCGUCGUCGAUCAGUGAACGUCAAUCUCGUUUGAACAACGGAGAACGGUGACUGUUGUCGUGCAACGGGAGAUCGUUGUGCCCGCGAGGGAUAAUUGUCAGUGAACCAAGAAUCGUUUUGUGCGUCCUCGUUCUACCGAUCGGGAACGUGUUUGCGUACGUACUGAUUCAGUGAAGUUUCAGUGUGAGAUCAGGAGCAUAAGGACCCGACUGCUCCUCAGACAGAUCAGUGAUCUCGGUUCGAACCGCGUUUCGGCGUUCCGAACUCGCGCGACGGACUUCCACGAAGGUUUCCCAGUGACCGCGACAUCAUCAGUGAUACAGGAGGUAUCGGUGAUUUCUCGACCGGCGACAGUGGGGCGAGAAGAUUAAGGGAUCGUCGCACUAUCAGCAGCCGUGGUACCGUGGUUUUCAUGAUUCCCGUUUGACGAGCAGACAACAGUCUGCCAUACCGGCCCCGGUGACCUCUAUGACCAUGCUCCAGUCCCAGAAGCUGUACGGCGACGCUGGCGGUUUAGGCGGCGCGAUGACCAGCGUCGCGAUGUCCACGAUGGGCAGCAUGGCGCCGACGUACAGCUCGAUAAAUUCGAUGGACUGCGUGUCGAUGGGCAUGUCAAUGGGGGUCGGCGUCGGGCCGAGCUGCAGCCCGCAGGGCGCCGGCGGCUUCAACAUGAGCACCAUGAGCUCCGCGAUGGGAAUGGCUCCGAUGGGCGGCGGCACAAUGAGCAGAUACGGCAGCGCUCCGAUGGCUGGCGCGAACGCGUGCAUGAGUGCCGUCGGCUACGGCUCCUUGACGCCAGGCGCCAGCGCCGCGGUCACCAGAGACCCGCUGUCCCUGACGGAGCCUGACUCGCCGAACUCAAGCCUGCAGCGGGCCCGCACGGACAAGUCGUAUCGGCGCAACUACCCACAUUCGAAGCCGCCGUACUCGUAUAUCAGUCUGAUCACGAUGGCUAUCCAAAAUGCGCCCACGAAGAUGCUCACCUUGUCCGAAAUUUACCAGUUCAUCAUGGAUUUGUUCCCAUACUACAGGCAGAACCAGCAGCGCUGGCAGAACUCCAUCAGGCACUCGCUCAGCUUUAACGACUGCUUCGUAAAGGUGCCGAGGACACCGGACAAGCCGGGAAAAGGCUCGUUCUGGACGCUGCACCCGGAGAGCGGGAACAUGUUCGAGAACGGUUGCUACCUGCGCCGGCAAAAGAGGUUCAAGGACGAGAGCGACACCACGGACAUAGGAGGUCUCUUGGGCCCCGACUUAGGCGCCGCGCACGACGAGCUCACGGCCAUGGUCAGUCGGAGUCUUCAUCCUCAUCUCAUCCCCGACACGGCCACGCUGCACCAUGGAAUGACGGGCAGCUUGAAGCAAGAGCCACCGUACACCGCUGCUAGUCAUCCCUUCAGCAUCACCAGGUUACUACCAGGCGCCACAGCCGGCACGUCCCCGGGCGCUCAGGACACCAAGCCGCCCGAGAUGAAGAUGUACGAGCUACAUCAAAGUUACACGAACUUCGGCUCGUCGCAUCAUCCGCACGCGCACUCCGCUCCCCCGAGUCACCAUCAUCACAACGGAAUGCACACGGGCUCGAACACCGCUCCCAUGCACAACAUGACCAACCACCAUCACCAGGAGUAUUACCAGAGUCCGCUCUACCAUCACGCGACCAGUGUGGCCAGCAGUAGCGCGCCACCCCCGCCGACCGUCGCUUCCGCUGUGCCCGGCUUGUGACACCACGCUACACACCCCUACGCCCUGGCCUGAGUCGCUGCUGCCGCGGCCUACGCCGCCAACACUGCCACUCCGGCCACCGUCACUGCCGAUCUCGUUCUUCAUCAUCAUCACCAUCCGUCGGCGUCUUCCGUCUCGUCGUCGUCGUCCUCCUCCUCCUCAUCAUCCUCCUCGUCGUUGCCCUGCCCGGCGACCACCCAGCCGUCCGCCGUCCAGGACUCGCCCGCGUCUGUCCGACCGUCGCCUGCUGGGCAACGACGUCGACGCCGCUGCGACGAGAACCCGCCGCCGGACGACGCCUGCUGGCAUGCGAACGAGGAGGAGUACGACGACGAGGAGGAGGACGAAGAGGAGGAAGAGGACAUCGUGUGAACGAGGAGGACUUUGAUCGAGGUAUGAGGACAACCAGCGUCCGCGGGACUCUUGCGAACGUAGAGCGCUCUUUUACCCUUCGAUCGUCGCGAUCAUGCCACCUGGUCGUUCGAUUCGCCGGACCGGACGGGGGUUCAAACGGGGAUGUUCGCGCGAGGUUAGGCGUGAUACACACUGUCGGUCAGGUUCGAUCGGAUGUUCUUCGAUUGCUUACAAUGUACGUGUUCACGCUGUGAAUCCUGACCUGGGUUUGGUACGAUCUCGCUGUAUUUUCUUUCAUUGGAAACAAAAGACGGGGGAAGAAUUUUUCAUGGAUCGAUAGAGUGUAUCGGGUCUUAUAGUAGCGUAGGCUGAUCAGGGGUUGUUAAUGUUUAAGAUGUUUCUUUCAUUUCUUGAGGGCUGGCUCGGAGAGGUAAUUUUUGGCUGAGAUUUUGUGCAAUAAGGAUUUGAGUCCUUUCGGUAGGGUAUCUGGAAUUCGUCGAGCUCAUCUUUCGUUGCUAUCUUUGGUAGAGAUAUGUUCGAUUGUGUCCUGAAAUUGAGUAGAGUCUUUAUUCAAUUUUCUUUUCAUUCUGUUUUUAUGAAAUCGCCGUUAUAAAUUUCUGCUUAGACUGCGGUCUAAUGUCUUGGAUUUGCAGAAGCUCAUGCUAAUCGAAGCUUCGGCAAACAGAAACUUGAAAUAAUGGAGAUCGCGCGAAGAAAUUUUUCUUUCGGUUGCAUUGAAAUGGGAAUUUUAAUAACUUAACCAUCGGAUGGUAGAAUGAUUUGAGUCGGAUAAAAGGCGUAUAUAAAUUGUUCCUAUUCCACGAAUCGUAGCAGCUGACACACAGUAUCAGUGUGUCUUUAACCCCUGAUGAAACCAGCUACAAUGAUGGCGAGACGUUGGAAACAAAUUCCUACUGGACAUGGUUCAAAAAGCAUUAAAGCUACUGAUGAUAAUAGUUACUCGAUGACUCAGUUCCGCCGUCGAACGGCGAACCAAAUUUCCAUUUGCUUCUAGUUUCUGCGUAGUAGUUCACAGAAGUUUGUUCUCUAGUCUGAAUUUUCGAUUUGCGUAGAAAGAUCAGAGCGCAGCGAAUGAAAUUUUCGUCUGAGCGUGAAAGUAUAAACAUCAGCAGUCGGAUUACGCAGUACUUGCGGCGAUUUAUCGACGUCUGAGACGCAGCCGUGAGUCGGAGAGACACAUUUUAGCCGCGUUCGCGUAACAUUAAAAAUUAUCGGGAAUAAUGAAGUCAAACCGAUUAGCUCCGUCUUUUAGAAUUCUCGAAACAUUUCCGUUGAAACGCUCGUCUCGGGUUUUUUUUCAGUUUGAACGUAUAAUAUUAAUUUUCGAUUUUCGUUCCACUAAGACGAUCGCAUCGACGAAUAAACGAACGGUUCACUUUUCGGUCUUGAAAUUUGGAGUAGCCUGAAUCUCGAGUGUCUGACGACGACAGACACUUUUCACUUUGCUUUCUAUUGAAAGAAUCGGACACAAGGAAGCGUUUAAUGCUCUCCUCUCGCUUGACGUCUUGAAAUUUAAGGAAUACCGAGUAACGCAUCGCUUUUAACGAGCAGUUAACCAGAGCGACAAGCCUGAAAAACUACCGGUCAACACAUUUCCGGAGAAUUUGUUAAAACCUUAACCCUGGAAAGACGAAGAAUAAUUCAAAAAUCAUAUUACCGCGUGAUGGUUCAAGAAAAUUAUUUAUUUUCGCUUGCGUCUUCCGGAAGAAGCGUUUGGAAAUGAACCGUCAGGUAGUGGAUGAAUUACUGAGUCUCGAGGUUCAAUCUUUCCAAGGUUAAUUCUGAACAUUUAGAGGUCUGUCGCGCGGAAAGUGUCUUUCUCGACUGCGAAUAUUUGAUAACAGUCUUCGAUACUCGUUGAACGCGAAGCUUGUCGGAAUUUAGUACCAUUUGAAAUUUGUACGAUUUUUAAUUUAAUUUGCACAAUUUUUAACUUAGUUUGUACAAUUUUUAGUUUAAUUUGUACAAUUUUUAAUUUAGCUUGUAAAUUUCUUAAUUUAAUUCGCACAAUUUUUAAUUUAAUUUUUAUACUUGUUAAUUUUACAACCAGAAUGAACGUACCAUUCUUGGUCUUUGAUAAACCAUUAAAAAACGAUAAUUAUAGAAAAAAGGGUGAAUAAAACAUUCUCUAAAUUUCUCUACAAAUAAAAACAAUUAAUAAUUCACAUGUACGAUCCACGGUCCAGCGAGGAUCAACGCGAAUCGGAAGUUGCGACGUGAUUUACAGAUCUUUCCAAGCAUAUCGCUCGACGAGAAUGACAGAAAGAAACCGUGGAAAGGAAGAACUAAAAGAAACGAAGAAAAACGGGAUAGAGGAACGGGUAAUCGGGACGCCAAUCAAGCGUCGUCUUUGAGUGUCUGACUCACGGUCGCGCGCAGAUAUGCGAGCGCAAUCUAGGGGGAGAGAACGAUGAGAAGUCGGCCUGGAGACGCGCGAUUAGACCAACGACGCGUCGCGUUCCUUUGGGAUCUUCCAGUUAGAUUUAGGCGAAAUGUGAUCUGAUUAUUACACUGCUGGAUCUUUCUUUCAAAAGCAACAAAUAACUCGAAGAAGUUAAAAUUAACUAGAUACAAACUUCUUCUCUUAAGAAUUUGAGUAAGUUAAUCCUUCGAGGACUAUAAUUUCAAUUACAUCCUAAUCUCUAGUUAUUUAAAAAAUUCAAUUUCUUGAAGAUAUUCGUCCUCGAAAGGUUAAAAAUAAAAGAACGUUCUUAUAUCCUCACGAAUUUCAAUAUUAUCUCUCUAUUUUAUAUUCUAUGCGAUGGUAAUUACAAAUUGCUUUUCGGUGUUUUGAACUGUGAUCUGUAAAUCGAGGUGAUCCCAUUAUGUUUUAAUUGACAAUUAUCAUUAACCCUUUGAACAUAAUGUUUCUCGUUGUAGGUGAUAGCUAAAUGUUCAUUAUUUUCUGAUGAAAUCGAUCAUAUUUUUUGCAACUAACAGUCAAAAAACAAUGCUGCAUAAAUUGAGGUAUAGGAUUAUUUCAUUUGAAUGUUUCAUGUGUUAAUAUAUUAUACAGAAUUUAAUAUAGAAUUUUAUAAUCUCUGUGUUGAAACAAAUGGUGAUUGAGGGUAGAGGGUUAACAUCUGGUAGGUUACAGUCAAAUCGAGGUUCACAUUUCACUCGUCGAUCUUGACGUUCAGAUCACAUUUUGCUCAAAUGUGCUCGCGUCGCGUCGCGACGGUUUUUAGCCCCCGCAAACCACCGACGCGCGUCGGUUUUCUGUGAUACGCGACAACGAUUGCACGAGGCGAUUCUGAGUAGCCCCGCGGACUCACCCCUUGCUCCACGACCCUUCGGAGUCCGUCCCCGUUUCGAGUUUUCGUUCCGUCGCGCGGACGAAGAACCCUCGCGAUUUCUAGAUAGAGCUGUCAUUCGCGAAUAGACUGUGGAUUUUUAUGCGUGUAUCAGAAAUUUGAGAGUGUAACGUUUCAUAGAAUGCAGAAAACACUAAAAGAUACAUCAAAUGUUCGAAGUGCAGUAAUUUUUAUUAUUUUAGGUAGCAACGUAACUAAAUUUGGUUGUAGAUAUGAACAUGUUUCGAUUCAUAAAAUUUAGUUAAGGGCCCUUGAAAACGUGCAUAGUAUUUUAAACAUAUGAAAAUGCAACGUUGCACAGUAUGCACAAGGCUCCAGAAGGUACAUAAAAUCUUACAAGUGUAGUACUUUCUAUAACGUUAGAUAGCAACGUAAAUAAAUUCAGUCGCAAGUAUGAACGUGUUCCAAUGUUUACAGUUUAAUUACGAGCUUUUAAAAAUGCAUGCAAAGCAGCAUUUAUGUGACAACCCAAUAUUUGCCACGACAAAACAUUCUCUAUCGCAAUCCUCUUUUCUUCAUUGUAUGCUUGAAAAGUUGAAUUUGCAUGAAGAUCUGUAGUCUACUCGCGAGGUACCCGAAUACUCGAAUGUCUCACACAUUCGGUAAAAGGUACCAGCCCAGUUUACAAUCCCCGACGGGGUUGCUGACCAUGGAAUCGAGGGCGGGAAGCUUGCACGGGCUUUUGAGACGCGAACGGAGCCAGGUUCCUCCUCUUUGACCUCUGUAGAACGCGAGACGAUCGAUUUGUUAAUGUUGCUCCAGAUUGACGGACAAUCGAGGAUGUUUCUUCGUAAAUGUUAAAUAGAGUACAUUAAGUCGGAUGUUUUGGUUUGAAUUUCUCCAAUGUAUUGCAUUCGAUAUGAUAUUCAAAUUGACAGUUGUGUGGCUGUUGAAACUGAAAUUUUAAUGGAACAUUCUUAGACAUAUGACAGUUAGUUAAUGUAGACGAUUUACUGAGAAACCAUCCAUAGACUUAUAAAUCAGAAACGUCUACAAAGUCUCUCAACCUCGACCAGCCUUUAGGGGAGAAUUUUCGAAUCGUGUCGAUGGUUGGACGUUUCGGACGCCGAUCGAGUUUGAAUAGGACCAAACCGGUUCUCUGGAUGUUGAUUAAGGUUUAUUCGGAAUAUCUUAAGUAUUGACUGUUAACUGUUAACGGUGGAGAGGCCAGGAGCCAUUCGACGAGAGUAGACAGGAAUAGGGUUAAAGAUUUCAGGGAUUUUCUAGGGGAACCGAGAAAUUCACUGUUUAGAAUUUAGGAGUUUAAAGUGUUAAACGUUCUAGAGAGAAACAUUGUUUUUUGUUUUAUUCUGUUUGUUAAUUAAUUCGAGUUUCUCGGUGCAACUUUCAAGGUGAUACGCGAAAUAAUCUACCUCUUCAAAAGCAAUAUUCGGAUCGACCCACGUAAACAGUGAAACUAAACUUAAAUCAAUGAAACAAUCAGUCGUUCCUUCACGCGUGAUAACCUCAAUUAUCUCAAACAUUCGCUUCCGAAACCAGUGUCCAAACUUUCAUGUACAAAGAGACAGAUUAGGAUCAGUGCAAACAUUUUGCGUUUUCCGAUAAACAGUCUCGUGUAAUCGACGUUUCCUUUCGAAUCGAAAUCUCACUGUUUUUCUCAAUACGAUUUAAAUUGAUUAACUCCUUGCCCUUAUAACAUGUCAGACUCAUGAGGAUUUGAAACGAAAUUUAACAAAUGUAAGUAUUACUCAACCCUUGUGAAUUCAAAUGAAACAUUGCUCUUUCUGUUAUCAACGAUUAUACUCUAUAGCAAACACAGACGGUAGGAUAUAUCCAGAAUUUUCCUCUGUUUUUACUAAAUUAUUAGUGGCAAAGUAAUCGGACACAAUUGAGGAAUAAGUAAUAGGACAAGGGGCUGUCCGUACUUUAUCGCUAAACAAUCGGUUCGAUGACUCACCGUCGGAUCGAUGAAUACUCGGUUGUUACGCGGAGAUUUCAAAGAACGCGAUCGGCGCGGCGCCGAUCUCGCGCGACUCAACGUUUUCUUAUCCUCCCGUGGUUGUCGCAACGGUGUUCUGACUCACUCAGGUCGUGCCGGCGCGAGGAAAAGCGGAAAAAGUGCGCGGCGUGCACACAAUCGGCCGACGAGUGUGUUUAUCGACGGCGUUAGAUCGAUACUAGAAGCCGAUAGGAAAGGUCUGUUUUAGGAUUAUCUGUUCCUGACGCAUUCCUCCUCUUCUCCGUCUGUCGUUCUGUCGUCGGUCGUUGAUCUCUUCGAUCGACGCGCGUCUCCAUUCUCUCCCGGCGACUCGUUAUCGCCGGCAGCGCGCAAUUGUUCGCGCUGCUCGCAUCGAAAGGUUCGCCAAUUAGGCUUUAUCUUCGAUCGGGAUCCCCGCCGAUAAGCGGAAAUCAGAGUUUCCCUCGGAGACGCAGCUUUAUUUCCGAUCGACGACGUUUCGUACUCUUCGCAAAGCGACGUUGUUGCACUUAUAAUUGACAUUUCAACCGUCUUUGACGGAGACGCUCUCGAAUGAGGAAAAUGUUGACCCUUCACUCAGUCUGUUUUGCAAUUGUGCACGUUUUCACUGUUUUAUGAUUUAAUGAUCUGAUAAUGUAAUGGUUUAAUGAUUCGAUAAUGUAAUAAUUUAAUGCAUUGAUAAUGCAACGACUUAACGAUUUAAUGAUUUAUUAGAACUGAAACAGAGUUCUAUCUUUUUGCGUGCACACUUCGAAUAUGAAGAAUUUAUAACAGAAAAGUAACGUUCAACUUGAACUCAAGGGAAUAGUGACAUUCAUUGCUAAUUUCUGUCUGAAGUCUUUGUCACAAGUUCGACGCGACAUCGUAAGGCAAGGGGUUAAUCGCUGUAGAAUUCGUAACUUCGUUUCUGAACGACUUCGAGUCAUUGAUGAACAAUGUACGCUUCGCCCGAUGAAUAUCUAUUGAUUCCCGAGGAAGUGAUUCUUUUGUAACAAGAUUUUGGGAUUUCUAAUAGGAAGAUUGCUCUGGUACACUGUUUGUCAUGUGAUAAUAGUUAGUUUCUGCUGUUGAUAUGAUAUGGUCAUUUCGAACUACUCUGAACUGUGUCCAGUUGGUCCCGGGGAAUGAUGAAUUCUACAAAUAUAUGUUUAAUCGGGCGCCGUAGUCAUUGUUAAUGGUCAGCAGCUCGUGUGGCAGCUUUUAACUGGUUCACAGUCACGCGGAAAUCGUUGUCCCCGCUUGGGUUUCUCUUUGUCGUCAGCGACUCGCUUGGCUUCUGGCUACUUUUAACCGGCAAUGUUGACGGUCCUUCCAUAUUGUGCUCUAUUGCUGUGCACACACGCCGGUUGCAACACCGAGGAACGUGAAGUAAUGAAGAUGCAUUCAACGUUAGAAGCCGCAAUUAAAUAUUCGUUGAGUAACCCGGCUGGUAGAGAUUCUUUUGCCAUCAUAGUUAUAAUUUCCCAUUCGCGGGUUGACGGCUAAGUUCAUUUUCUUUUGGACAGCUUGCCCAAUCUUCUGUCUGAUCGCCUGUAAAUAAAUGGAUUCGCAGCAUUGAUUGGAUUUUCCGUUUAACAUACCUUAUGUUAUGAUUCCGUUUCUUUGGUUCCUUUAUCAAAACAGUAUUCUCCUAACACGAUAAUCUUGGAAAAGAACUUCUUGCCGAUUCACUCACGAAUGUUGGACAAAACUAUUCUAUUUUCUUCGUGUUUCCUUGGCGAUGCAAUUUUCGUGUAUCAUAAAGUUAAGAGACGGAACUAUAUAAAUAAGGAUCAAAUUUGUUCCUCGCUGUUGCGUAUAAUUAACGAAAAUCGAUUUGAAAUUUGCCUUCCUCGUUCUUGCGCAGCGAUAAAUAUGCGCUUCUCGAAGUUUUCUCGAUCAAGUUAAUGUAUACACGUCGAAACAAGGGGUAUUGGAAGAAAGUGCAUCGUUCUUGUUUAAUUAUUGGACCGAAGGUAACGUUUACACUACGAUACAGGAACAGAUAUCGCGAACAGACACAUCUAGAACUCGAACGAAACGAACGACCCACGGUUUCGUGAAUUCUAACCGAAAUGACUGAAACAUCUGUUUUCAAACAUCCCGUACAGAUGCAAAAUGCUUCUCCCAUUCGAUAUUUCGUUCUCCAACCGGGUGCUACGCGCGAACACCUUCGAACACCGAAACGACUCGAUUCCUUGAAGCGAUUUAGAUCGUUCGAGGGGUAAGAGGGAGGAUAAGAGAGAGGAGCGUUCGCACGGAGGAAGCCCGCCGAUAGAUCGAAGUCGAUGGAAAGGGCAGUCGAUGGCCGACCCCGGAACGCGAAAGCGUCGGCGUAGAGCGAAAAUUGUGAUAAUCCGUGAGAAUAAGUCUAAAUUAAUGAACGUAGGCUUGCAAUGACGCCUGUAUAACCCGCGUAGAGGUGCGCAUUCGUAUCGGAGUCGGGCGAAACGCGAUCGAAUUAUCAGACUGCUCGAUUUUCCCGUGAAACCGGCGUCCCUCGAAGUGGCUUGAACCUUGCGUUAGCAACCGGGUAGCCAUUUUUCUGUUUUCUUCCACGCGAUUUGUUACAUUCUUACGAAAAUUCGACAAAAUCGCAUCGAUCCUCAAUUUACUUGACGCUCUCGCGGCGAUUUGUGCCCCGAAGAUGACCAAUUCGCGCACGAACAUUGCAAUAUUCGAGUUUGAAGAAACAUGAACGCGUCAGUUGCUAACGCGAGGGUUGAAGAAACAAGAAGAUUCUUCCGUCGAGAAUUGGAAUAAGUUAAAAGUAAGGUAACACGACUCUUAAACUCCUGUAAAGUGUUACUUUAUUUUUCUAUUUCGAAUUCUACGCGCUCGAGGACGUAACGCCCGCAGUCUGCUAAUUAUAUUGGAACGAUUGAAACGUAACGAACUGACAAGUAACUUGAUUCGGCGAUAAACGAUCUCCCGCAAUCUCCGAUUGUCGCCGGUCUAAAUUUGAAACCGACGCGAUCACGGUGAUUCACGAUGAAUAAUUACAGACAACAGUUCGCCAAAGAAAAGUUGCAUUUCAAUCGUGAAUCUUGGUACACGUUCCGUGCAACUCCGUAUUCGUACAUUGUACUCGAAACAGACAGACACGCUUGAACACACGUGAACGAACACGACACACAUACUUACAUGAGACAUACGAGAAUAAGGAAAUCGUAAACGAAAGGAAUCCUGUUGAAAGAGAAAAAGCGUCACGCAGGACACGUCCAGUGUUUUUUGUAUGAUACGUGUAGAUAGCCGCACAACGUAAACGCGUAUGAUUGUACAAUAUUAUAUAUGUUACAGAGAGUAUAUAUAUAUAUAAAAUUAUAAAUAUAAAUAUAUAAAUAAAUGGAGUCUUUAAACGAUACAUUAUGUUAGGUAUAUAUGUAUGAUAUAUAUACAUAUAUAUUAUAUAAAUAAUAGAGAAAAUGUGAGCGACUGACAAAAGGGGGGGAAGAGUGAGAGCGAGCGAGAGGAAAAACAUUGUACGUGUAUUUCAAAAAUGUCUCAAACGGCAGCUGGAUCGUCCGGGAUAAAUCCGCCCCGAUUAUUCGAGGGUUGCUUUCGAAACACGCCCCUAUAAGAGAGACGUCCUGUAAAUAGA